ACUUUUUGGGUUAGAUGAUGAGAUAAACUUGAUUAGUUCUCAUACCAUCCAAACCAAAGUUUUUUCAAUAUCUAUGGCUGCUAUCUGCUAUGUAAAUAAUGGCUGCUAUUGUGGAAAAAGCGGCUGCCAUUCUUCCACCACAACACUAUGCUGCUAGGCUGCUAGCUAUGGCCGCUAUAAUGGCCACUACGGCUGUUAUUGACAACACUGAACCAAACGAAAGGAAAAUAAAAAGUAACUCCAGUGUAGUUGUUUAAAUCUGCUAAUUUUAAACCCACCUUUUAAUUUUUUAUUAAUUGCUUGCAUUUUAACAUCACCUAUCUAUCUAUCUAUCUAUAUAAAUAGAUGCUGCUGGUCUUUGAUUUGUUUGACUUGGAGCCUCAGCAAUUAAUUUAAUUUAUGCCA
Rubroshorea leprosula is the source of this 405-nucleotide messenger RNA. NCBI's taxonomy places the organism in Eukaryota, Viridiplantae, Streptophyta, Magnoliopsida, Malvales, Dipterocarpaceae. The record is from the annotation of a GenBank genome assembly.